Sodiomyces alkalinus F11 is the source of this 1614-nucleotide messenger RNA. Its product is annotated as carboxypeptidase. The coding region runs from base 1 to 1614 and encodes 537 amino acids. Gene Ontology annotation, molecular function: metallocarboxypeptidase activity; zinc ion binding. Lineage: Eukaryota; Fungi; Ascomycota; Sordariomycetes; Glomerellales; Plectosphaerellaceae. The transcript has 2 exons. Gene Ontology annotation, biological process: proteolysis. The record is from RefSeq and is a predicted model, not a curated record.
AUGAGAGUUGCGACACAGGCCGGCCUCUUCGGCCUCGUCUCCCUAGCCAGCGCGGUCCAGUACGGCUACAACCACGUCCCUGUUCGUCAGGACCCGGAUCACGUCGCCGCCCAUUUUCAGGAUGUCGAUAUCGACCUCUACUCUCCUGCAUUCCUCAACCCUGAGGGCAGAUUGCCCGGGUUCCCCAACGGAACUCAGGGACCAACAUCGCAUGAGGUGAUGGAAUCCUACAUGGAGGAACUGGCAAGCCGAAACGACUACAUGACCUAUCACACCGCCAACUUCACCUCGGAAGAGCUGCGCUCGUACCCUUUCGUGCACCUCUCGACCAACGGCCACUUGAACCCCUGCCGCCGCGGCAACUCGACCGAGAAGAUCCGCGUGUGGGUGCAGGGCGCACAGCACGGCAACGAGCCCGCCGCCGACGAAUCCCUCCUGGCCCUCCUCGGCCAGUUCGACAGCGACCCGGAAUGGGCGGCCGAGAUCCUAGACAAGCUCGAUAUCGUCGUCCUGCCGCGCGCCAACCCGGACGGCGUCUACUACUUCCAGCGCACCCUGGCCACCAACCUCGACCCCAACCGAGACCACAUCAAGCUCAACCGCCAGCAGUCGCGCGACAUCAAGACCCUCUUCAACGAGUACAAGCCGCAUAUCGUCAUGGAUAUGCACGAGUACGGCGCCACCACCCAGUACGGCCGUUACUACCACGCCUCGGACGGCCUUUUCGCCGCCGCCAAGAACCUCAACAUCCACUCCGACAUCCGCGCCCUGUCCGAAGACCUUUUCGCCAAGAACAUCGGCGACGCCAUGGACGAGCAAGGUCUCCGCUGGGAACCCUAUGCCACUGGCUCGUCGAGCACGAACCUGGAUUUCGUCCCCCACUUCAACGAAGCCGGCACGGACGCCAAGAUCGGCCGCAACGCCCUGGGCCUGACCCAGUCGGUCACCUUCCUCAUCGAAGCGCGCGGCAUUAACCUCGCCGACCAGGAAUUCCAGCGCCGCACGGCCGCCAGCCUGGUCAUGGCCACCAGCAUCCUCGAAACGGCCGCCAACAACGCCGAGCAAGUCUUCCGCGCCAUCGAGGACGGUAUCGACGCCUUCAUCCGCUCGGACGACGACAUCGUCCUGACCGACUACACCCGGGUCGAGAGCCGCCUCUUCACCAUGGUGGACCACACCAACGGUAGCCUCGCGCAGGUCCCCAUCACCUUCGCGUCCGCGACGCCGGCGCAGGCGGACCUGACCCGCUCCCGGCCCGAGGCGUACCUCAUCCCCGUGGCGUGGGCGGACGUGGCGGACCGGCUCCGCGCGGCGGGGUUGAAGGUCGAGACGCUGGAAGAGCCGUGGUCGGGCACCGUGGAGGCCCUGACGAUCACGUCGACGACGGUCGCCGGGAGCUACUACGAGGGUGCCCUCCGCGUCACGGCGACGGCGGAGGCGAGGAAGCGGGAGCUCACGCUGUCGGCGGGGAGCUUCCUGGUCAGCGCGCGGCAGAAGAACGCGGCGCUUGCCUUUGUGGCGCUGGAGCCGGAGACGAUCGACUCGUUUGUGACGUUUAAUAUCAUUCCGGUGAAUGUGAGGGAUGAGUAUCCUAUUUUCAGGGUCAUGUCUUGA